CACACAGAGUUUAUCAUAGCGAGAUUAUAAUAUAGAUAGUUAUCACAUAGGGAGGUUAUCAUAGAGAGGUUAUAACAUAGAGAGGUUAUCAUAGAGAGUUAUCACAUAAAGAGGUUAUCAUAAAUAGUUAUCACAUAGAGGGGUUAUCAUAGAGAGUUAUCACACAGAGAGGUUAUCAUAGAUAGUUAUCACCGAGAGGUUAUCAUAGAGAGUUAUCACAUAUAGAGCUUAUCACACCGAGAGGUUAUCACAAAGUGAGAUUAUCACAGAGAGCUUUCACAUAGAGAGGUUAUCACAUAUAGAGGUUAUCACAUAUAGAGGUUAUCACAUAUAAUGGUAAUCACAUAGAGAGGUUAUCACAUAGUGAGUUUAUCAUAUGGUGAGGUUAUCAUAGAGUGUUAUCACAUAGCGAGGUUAUCAUAGAGUUAUCACAGAGAUCCUAUAGAGGGGGAUGUGUUGUAAACAGUGGAAAUAUGUGUAAUGUAAAGGGAGGGGUUCUAAAUACAGUUACAAGCAGGAGAAACAUAGUCUCCUUCCUGUAGAGGACAGGGAUGUAUUUUACCUGGCAGGAGAAAUGAGGUCCGUGUGUUCUACAGACUAGAGAGAAGGGAGAAGGGGUACACUACAGUACAGGGGAUAAGCAGUGUCAUGGUAACUGGAGGGGUGUGUAGAAGAAGAAUCGAGCGAAGGGGAAAGAAAGGAACAAGGUCUUCUUGCAUAAAGGAACAAAAAAAGAAGGAAGGAAAAGAAGGGAGAAAGAAAGUGUUUGAAGCUUGGGAGAGAGACACUAGAGCAGAACCGACCCGGCCAGUGAGAGGGCAUAUAUGGCUCACCAAGCACCAGUACUGCAGUUAGGGCAUACAUCUUGUAUAGGAAAUGGCUGUUGAGGCAUUCAGCCCAGCCAAGGCGGGCAGGCAGGCAGUGCACUAACGUCAGGAUGGAGCACUUAGGCCGAGCCUGUGCGCACUGCCUCUCUCUCUGCCUGUAACUAACGACGGGCUUGGAGGCUGGGGGAGAAGAGGAGGGGAGGGGUCUGCAUGUGUGAGAUGGAGAGGAAGAGAGAGAAGGCAGCGGUAGAAGCAUGUCCGACUCGAGCGCUACAGGACUCAUCGGUAAUAAGGGUUCAGCUGAUUCCUACACUAGUAGACCCUCGGAUUCCGACGUGUCCCUGGAGGACGACCCCGAGGCGUCUCGGCUUGAAGCCGAGCGCCAGGCCCAACUGCAGCUGGAGAGAGCCAAGUCGAAACCGGUAGCAUUUGCAGUGAAGACCAACGUGAGUUACUGUGGGGCUUUAGAUGGGGACUGUCCUGUCCAAGGUGCUGCUAUCAACUUUGAAACCAAAGACUUUCUACAUAUAAAAGAGAAAUACAGCAAUGACUGGUGGAUCGGUCGGCUGGUGAAGGAGGGGGCGGACAUCACCUUCAUCCCCAGCCCGGUGAAACUGGAGGCCAUGCGGAUCAAACAGGAACAAAAACAGGCACAGAGGAAAGCAGCGAACACAUCGUCCAGCUGGAGGUCCACACCACCAUCUGCAGCCAAACAGAAGCCAAAGCAGACAGAGCAUCUCCCACCCUAUGAUGUUGUUCCCUCCAUGAGGCCGGUGGUGUUGGUGGGGCCCUCCCUAAAAGGCUAUGAGGUAACAGACAUGAUGCAGAAGGCCCUGUUUGACUUCCUGAAACACAGGUUUGAUGGGAGAAUCUCUAUCACACGGGUGACUGCUGAUCUGUCAUUAGCCAAAAGGUCUGUACUGAACAAGAAGGCCAUCAUGGAGAGGUCCAACACACGCUCCAGUCUAGCUGAGGUCCAGAGUGAGAUUGAGAGAAUUUUUGAGCUGGCUAAGACCUUACAGCUCGUAGUUCUGGAUGCAGACACCAUCAACCACCCAACACAACUCCUCAAAACAUCCCUGGCUCCUAUCAUCGUUUAUGUUAAGGUGUCCUCUCCAAAGGUUCUUCAGAGGCUCAUCAAAUCUCGUGGGAAAUCUCAAAGUAAACACCUCAACGUACAGAUGAUGGCAGGAGACAAACUAGCACAGUGUCCACCCGAGAUGUUUGAUGUGAUCCUGGACGAGAACCAGCUGGAGGAUGCAUGUGAACACCUGGCAGAGUACCUGGACAUCUACUGGCGCGCCACUCACCUGCCCUGUUCCACCCCCCUCAACCCCCUAUUGGACCAAAGCGUGGUCACUCCGCCCUCUGCUAACUCCAGCCAACAGUUCUCAGAGACUCAAGAGUUAAUAGAAUGAUCACUACCUAGCUACCACAGACACAGACCUGGAAGCAGCCACUGCUGUGGUUCAGAGGUAAGGGGUCAGAAGUCCGAGGUCACUGGGGGUCACGGGGGGACCAGGGGUCGGCAGCCUUCGUUCCUGUCUGGAUAGGCACCAUCUCCACAGGCCUGCCCCUCUCAAUCCUGGAGAGGUAGAAGGAGGUGGGGGACAGGGCAGCUUGCAUCUGAGAAAGGCAGAAGGAGAAGGAGGUUGAGGAGCAGUAAGAGGAGCAUGACGAGGAGGAGGAAGAGGAGAACACCCCCCCACCCCCCUGAUAAAGACGGACCCCCAUCUCCACGCUGCCCCCUGCUGGAGAGUCCUCCCAGAGCCCCCUGACUGAUCCCACAGCCACAUGAUGCUUCUCAGGGCCACGCACUGCAACAGCACGCAACAGGAAAACAAACCAGAGUAGUGACCGGACCUCCAGCUUGACCCAGACCAAACCCUCUCGCCCCUUACAUCCCCAAACCUCACUCUUCGCCCCCACCCUAACCCUCACCGCUAUCAGCACUCAAAACCUCGAUAGUACCCAAACAGUUAUGUAAAACCCAAACCUUCACCACUGAACCAGCCCAUGUGUUUCCACUAAGGGCAGGCCUUUCCAGACACAGAUGGGUUGGUCCAGGUCUAGACAGUUCACACUCUGAAACAACAAGUGUAAUCUAAUGAUUAAUAAUGCUUAGACUGUUGCAUAGUGUGGCAUAGGUCUCUUCCUAAAAUCACUGUCCAAUCAGAAUUUAUGAAUGUGCUUAGAGUACAGUACAGUAGGGUAGAGUACAGUACAGUAGGGUAGAGUACAGUACAGUAGGGUAGAGUAUAGUACAGUAGGGUAGAGUACAGUAGGGUAGAGUAUAGUACAGUAGGGUAGAGUACAGUAGGGUAGAGUAUAGUACAGUAGGGUAGAGUACAGUAGGGUAGAGUACAGUAGGGUAGAGUACAGUAGGGUAGAGUAUAGUACAGUAGGGUAGAGUACAGUUCUAAAGAUGUACUGAGGAACAUGGCAAUGAAGGACAAUGACAUAUCUCCCAUAUUUACAAACCACUUCUGGAUGGCUUCCGCCACCACCAUUUUCUGUGAGUCGCCAUUUAAAGAUUGGACCAAAUUGUUUGCUGUAAUUAGGGCACACUGGGCACCACCGUGUUCCGAUGUGUUCAGGCACCUGGUCAGUACUAUCUGUAAUGACCAGAACUUGAUCUCUUCCUUUAUUGCUUGCGUUCUCUUGCUUGACAGCUUGUUUUUUUUCAUGGCCUGUCUGGUAUUGUGUUCCCGUAACAGACUGGUAUUGUAGGCCUUAUAUAGUGACACGGAGGAAUAAAGUAUGCAUGAAUUGAAGCACAUCAAAGCACAUUAUCAAAGCACAAACUUGCACAUUGCCAUCUACAGCUCUUGUGUAUCUUUAUCAUGUUUCAACAGAAUGUACCAACAGGAGGUCAGAGUAGCUUAGCCAUUAAAUUCACCAAUCUGAUCGCAGGCACCCAGAUAAAAGGAGUCAGGUCACGCACGUUGUUUUUCAUUUAUUUUUAUGACCAAAAACAUCAUCAGUACUUGAGGAGAUACAUUGACAUUGAUGUGUAAGUUCAAAACGUUUAGGGCACACAGAAAAACUCUCCCUAAAACCAAUUCCAGUUUCUCCUUAAUGUAUUCUUGCAUGCCUACAGCCCACAUUACAGGACUUUACUGUAUCUCUCCUCCCACUGUUCAACCUGUCAGGAUCCAACCUGCUCUAUCCUCAGACACUACAUUACACUCAACAUACAUAAGCAGUUGAUUGUGACUUCUGAUAACAAGUUCAGUUUAAGUUCUGAUAAAAAAGUGUAGUUAAAGUCCCAGCACUUCAAUGAUGAGUAGCCUAUAAAGACUAUGCUUCCACAAUAAUUCAGUUCUCAUGAAUUAUGAUGUAAAUCUACCUAUCCACCUGUUCCACUGUUAUCCAAGCUUGUCCGUUUCACUUCCUGUUUUUCUUUCGUUGGGAGCGAGGGACCUCUAGUGUUGGGCAUGUGUCAUGACACCCAAAGUAACAUGUUACUGAAUGUCAUCCAACGUAAUACCAUCGCCCAAAUGUCAACUCAUGUAUCUGAAUAAAAUGUAUAUAUUCACUAGUUAUAGUGCUCUGCUUGAGGACCAGGAGAAUGAUGAUAUGUUGCCAAUAUGUAGAUCAAAAACUAUUUUUAUGAGCUUCCAACCCUUACAGGAGCUACAUGUACGUUUUCGCAUUGUAGUAAUACAUACCUGAAGCUUUCCCAAGCAAGCAAGACCAUAAAUCACAGCGCAGGAUGCAUCUCACUAUAGAAAAACACGCACAUGCCAUUAAUUGAUAAUUGUUGCUAUAUCAUUACAAAAAUGUAUAUGAAUUACAUGAAUUACUACCACAGUUAUUUAAUCGAAUGUAUGUGCAUGAUAACUCAUAUUUAUUUUAGUAGAAGCACAUAUUUAUUUUACAAGUAGAAGGGCUUUACAGGAUCAUAGUCAGUCACUGGAGCUUUUCACAUCUCAUUCUGAAGAGAAAAUGAACUGAUGACUUGCGUAGCCAAUUAAUGACAUUAUGUAUGCACUCUAACGUCACUUACAUGUAUUGUAUAAUUAACAUUAAUUCUCAGUUCUUCCUCAGUGAUAACAAGGUGCACAAAAUCUAUACACUGUUGACAGAAAAUCAUCUGGAAAAUGUACUGUAGGUCUACUUGAUCAUGUCUUCAAAGCCUCAUAAGCAUGUAUUUAUACAUAAAUUGUGUGUUUUCUCCAUUUUUAGUAUGAAAUGUGGAAUCUGUCCAAAAUGGCACCAUUUUCCCUUUUGCCAUUUCCCCUAUAUAGUACAAUAUAUAGGGAAUAAGAUGCCGUUUCAGAUGCAACCACAGUAGUUAUUUGGAACCAUCUUGAGUAUUGCCUCUAUUGAUUGACCCCUAACCCAACAUGUUACAAUUUUGAGAAAUUGUGUAAAGGCUGGCUUAUACUUAGUCUAAGGAUAUGUCUGUAGACCACUAGAUGGCGACCUCAGACAGUCAGUCGUUAGACCUACUGUAACGUAACCUUGAGAGUCGAGAACUAUAAAACAUACACACCAACCAAGCACAGUUCUACCACUGAAACACAACAAUCAGCAUCAAUCCCACUUUCAAAUAUUACAUUUUUCAUGCAGGUAAUUUAUAUAAAUAAUAAUAUAAGUCAAAUUGAUGGAUAUCCAAGGCACAUGUUUUUCACAAUUAUCAAUGCCUAUUGUUUUGCUUUAGUUUUUCCAGACUUACCUAAAUUCUGUAUGCAAUACAAAGUCUUCUAUCAUUGACAAGACAGUAGCUGAGACUAUCAAGACUCCUCUUCUGUUUAAGACGGGGUAAUAUUGCACUAUUUUCCUUUUAUGUCUGCUUUAUAUUUAUAAUGCUAUAAGUGCACUAAAUGUAACUCUGCAGUUCCCACCACCUACAAUACUGAGUAUGAUGUCUGGUGUGAUAACCCAUGUCUAUGACUUCAGAAAAGUCAACAAUUGAAAUGUCCUACUACUGUACCUAAUUAUGUACAGAAUGCAUCUGACUUCAAUAGCACAUUAGGAAAAAUGAGAAACAAAAUAAAUAAACUGAACGUUUUAUUGAUGCUUA
Messenger RNA from Oncorhynchus mykiss (rainbow trout), 5856 nucleotides. NCBI's taxonomy places the organism in Eukaryota, Metazoa, Chordata, Actinopteri, Salmoniformes, Salmonidae. The record is from RefSeq and is a predicted model, not a curated record.